Molecule: messenger RNA, 787 nt
Organism: Spirodela intermedia
Lineage: Eukaryota; Viridiplantae; Streptophyta; Magnoliopsida; Alismatales; Araceae
Source: the annotation of a GenBank genome assembly
AUGAGCUCUGGACAGAAGCAGGGACCACGAGCACCGGCGGCGGCCCUCGCGCCGGGCUUCCGGUUCCACCCCACGGACGAGGAGCUCGUCGGGUACUACCUGAAGCGGAAGAUCUCCGGGAAGCCGUUCCGCGUGGAUGCCAUCUCCGACGUCGACCUGUACAAGUCGGAGCCAUGGGACCUCCCUGGGAAGUCCCGGAUCCAGAGCAGGGACAUGGAGUGGUACUUCUUCAGCGCUCUGGACAAGAAGUACGCCAAUCGCUCCCGCACCAACCGAGCGACGGGAUCGGGCUACUGGAAGACCACCGGCAAGGACCGCCCCAUCUUCCGCGGGGGCCGCCCCACCGGGAUGAAGAAGACGCUGGUCUUUCACAUCGGCCGCGCCCCCAAGGGCGAGCGCACCAACUGGGUCAUGCACGAGUACCGCCUCGAGGACGAUGAGCUCGCCCGCGCCGGAAUCGCCCAGGUCAGUCGGUCCCUCUGAAUCUUCCCCCGUCCUCGUUUUGGAGGUGUGGAUAAUUCAUCCUCGUUUUGCCCUAAUUUGGUUUGGUCUCAAUCCGCAGGAUGCGUUCGUCGUCUGCCGGGUGUUCCACAAGAAAGGGCCUGGCCCCCAGAACGGCGCGCAGUACGGGGCGCCCUUCGUGGAGGAGGAGUGGGAAGGGGACGGGGGGGAGCCCGUCGUUGAGGAGGACGACGGAGAGGUCACCUUGAAGCUCAUCGAUGCUCCCCUGGUCGCGGACAUGGAUGAAUUCGAGCAGGUCGGUGUCCUAUUCCCAUCACAAUUUUAG